Molecule: messenger RNA, 1974 nt
Organism: Vittaforma corneae ATCC 50505
Lineage: Eukaryota; Fungi; Microsporidia; Nosematidae
Exons: 1
Coding region: 1-1974 (657 amino acids)
Biological process (GO): double-strand break repair involved in meiotic recombination; nucleotide-excision repair
Cellular component (GO): nucleus
Molecular function (GO): DNA helicase activity; DNA binding; hydrolase activity, acting on acid anhydrides, in phosphorus-containing anhydrides
Source: RefSeq, a predicted model, not a curated record
AUGGUUAGAACAAAGUUCAAUGGUAUUCCAGUUGAAAUACCAUAUGAGCCAUAUCCACCACAGCUUGUGACAAUAUCGAAGCUCAUAGAAUGCUUCCAAACGAAUACUAACGCUUUAAUUGAAAGCCCAACAGGAACUGGAAAAUCACUAUCUAUUCUUUGUAGUGUACUAGCCUUUUAUGAGCAGGAAAAAAGAAGAUUUAAUGAGCAGAACAAGCCGUUUAAAAUAUUUAUUUGCAGCCGAACACACAAACAAAUAGAUCAGUUGAUAGAUCAACUUAGGAAGACAAUCUAUAGACCAAGGAUAACAGUCUUAGGGUCUAAGAACCAGUACUGCAUAAAUUCAACUUUGUCGAAGGUUGAAGACAAGAAUACAGCCUGUGCAGAAUUAAUCAAGAAAAAAGCAUGUGUGUAUUUCAAUGGAAAGGAUAGACUAAUCAAAAGAAUUGGGGAAAAAAUAUUUGAUAUUGAAGAGUUGAAAAGGGAAGGCAAAAAGUGUGCAGGAUGCCCAUACUUUACAGCCAGGGAACUGCAGGAGGAUGCAGAUAUAAUUUUUGCACCAUACAACUAUUUGAUAGACACAAGUGUCAGAGAAUCUUCAGAAAUAAAGCUAGAUAAUGCAAUCCUUAUUAUUGAUGAAGCACAUAACAUAGAAGAUUGCUGCAGAUCUGCAGGAUCAGUUGAAAUAACGUCUAAAUUAAUAGAAAUAGUCAUAAACGAAUUAAUAGGAGCAAUAAAGAGAAGUGCAUUGCUUGGAGAAGUGAGAGGAGAAUUCUUGAGUUUAAUGGACAUCUUUAGAAAACUAAAAGACCACUCCCAGACAAACGAGUUUGAUGUAAAAGGAAAGGAAAAUCAAAUGAAAAUAAGAAAAGGCAAGGAGGUAAUAGAAGAGCUAGACAAAAUGGGGGUGGGAAAGGAGGCUUUUCUGUCUUAUAAAAACUCAUUGCAGGCAAUAAUGAAAAAUGAAGAUGCAAAGAGUCUUUUAAGCUUAAAUACAUCCAGAUUCUUACAGGAAAUGGAAAGAAUACUUGGAAUGGUACUUUUUACAGGAAGCGAGGCAUACGCCUAUUGUUUUACUAAGUACAAGGAUGAGGGCUAUUCAUAUAAUCUUUGGUUACUUGACCCUUCUGUAAUGUUCCUCCCACUAGUUUCUAAAAUAAAAUCUAUUUCUCUUCUUUCAGGCACACUCACUCCAUUUUCCUCGUUUUGUAGUGAAUUGAAAUUUCAGUUCCAGCAUAAACUGGUUGCACCACACAUCAUUCGAACUGAACAGGUAUUCGUGGCUAGUAUAAGAAAAGGCCAUUUAAAGCAGGAUCUAUGUGGUACCUACAGUACGGCAGAGACAGUGGCGUAUCUAGACCAGGUAUCUAAGAUAGUAGUUGAUAUUGCCUUGCAUGUUAAGAAUGAAGGAGGUACUUUGGUAUUUGUGCCUAGCUAUUCUUUCUUAAAUAAACUAGCUGGCCGUAUUUCAGGUGCCAUUGUGGAACCAAAAGAUGGCGGGAUGGUUGAGUUUGAAAAAGCAAUAGAGGCAUAUAAACAAAGGAUACAGAAGAAGGCGACAUCUAUAUUCAUAUGCGUAUAUAGAGGAAAAGCAUCUGAGGGUGUUGAUUUUAGAGAUGAAUAUUCCAGGGCUGUGGUAGCCAUAGGAAUACCUUAUCCCUCCAUAAGGGAUCCUCAGAUCGGACUGAAGAAGGAAUAUAACGACAAGACGAGUGGAUAUAAUGGAAGACUAUGGUACGAGGCACAGGCAUUCAGGGCACUGAACCAGGCACUGGGUAGAUCGAUUCGACACUCUAAUGACUGGGGAUCAGUGUUUCUGAUCGAUAGCAGAUAUGGUGAGAAAAGAUAUCAAAGUGGGCUACCUUCCUGGAUAGUAUCAAAUAUUAAAAUAUUUGAAACGUACAGUCAAAGUGUUGAAUCAUUUAAAAGUUUUAUAAAAUCGAAUACCCAAGAAGAAAAGGAAAAUAUUAAAUAA